AUGGACGAACUUCCAUGGGAUCAGGUGAAAGCAGGAGACCUGGAGAGCCUGCAGGUCGUUCUCUUCUCCAGCUCGACUGUCCGCAGAACUCGCGCUCUUCAGGAUCUCCGUGAGAAAAUCGGGUCUGAUCUGCCGUUACAAACUCGCCAGCCCCUUCUCGGUCUUCUUUUGAAGACUUUCCCCCGAUACGUCGAUCGUCCCUCCCGCCAGGCCGUCCAGCAAUGUCUCCGUUCGCUGCUGAAGGCACCCGUCCCGACCGACGAUCUCAAAUAUCUCGCAUUGAAAUUGCGGGCUGAGGCUUCUAAAGCUAGUUUAGAUGCGGGUUCUGCCUUGGUUCUCGUCGAAUGGUGCUCAAUUAUCCUGCAGAUUCUCAAAGGUGACCCGGAGACACCGCUGUCUGUGGUGUUGGAGGUCAUUGCCCUAGAUGCCAGGGCCCUGGAGACCUGUCUGGCUGCACGCCCCAGGCCGCCAGUGAAACAGUCCGCUCUAAGAGUCACCAGGCGUGCUCUCCGUGCAGUCUUCUCCUCGAACACCUGGGGCGCCGAUGCAGUUCGUCAAUCCGUUCAACGGCUGACUAGCGAUGUGGUCGCUGGGCAGAAGAACGCACCAUUCCUCGGUGUGAUAUCCGGCGUCUGUGCGCGCAUCCCGGACAAGAAGGCUAUCCUAGAGGAGGAGGAAAAGAAGGCGAUAAUGACAUUUGUCACCAAGGAAUUGAUUGCAUCGAAGUCUGCACCACCCUCGCACAUUGCAAACUCCAUGUCCGACUUCUUCAUCUCGUUCGUUACUCAUGAUGAUAUUAUGUCGGAGCUGAUCCCGCCUCUCGAGAAAGCCAUCCUGCGGUCUCCAGAGGUAGUUUUCAGUGGACUGGUGCCAGCGCUGUUUUCAUCAUUGCCAGAAGAGAUCGAUCUAUCCGAGGUUCUCUUCUCUCGACUGCUGAAACACCUCCUAUCGAGCAUGAAAUCAAACAACCCUGCGAUCAGGCAAGGAGCCCUCGAGUCUUUUGAAUCGUUACUUUCUCGAUCUAAGACGGAAAGCUGGCUUGCGAAGAUUGUUAGCGAAGUCAUUAGUCCCCUGAAGACACAGAAGAUUACGAAUCCAGAACAACGUGCGAUAUAUGCUCAGGCGCUUUCCGCAGUCUCACCGUCAGUCGACCUAUCGAAGGAAAUUGUACAGGGCUUCGUACCGUUAUUCUCCCGCGAGUCCAAUGAGGCUGCCCUAGAAGAGGAGAUCAAGGCUUUUUCCAAGCACCUUACAUACCUCAUUCAAUCAAAGGCCAAAAUUAGUGACGAAGUGGUCAAUGCAAUUGUCAAGGGAUCUUCCGAUAAAAAGAUUCCUUUCCGAAAGCUGUGGCAGCUCAAUGUCGGCGAGGCGGUUUGGCAAGCUGAAUCUUCUACCCUAGCGAGCCCAGAGGUCGAGCCAUUUGUAACCAAAUUCUUGGACAAAUUGAAGGAUAUGUUCAAAGAGGUUUCAUCCAACCCACUGCCAUCGGCUCAAAGUGGAUCUCUUUCCACUGCCUACGUGUACCUCGCUCUCUCCGGACGAUUAUCUACGCUGGAGAAUUUCGAUAAGGCGGCCUGGGAAGAAACAGUCGGCCAGUCGAUGGUGCUUCAACCCAAGCCUUCCUUCCUCUUAAACCCGAAAGCUUACUCGAAGCUGACCUCCCAAGCGGAAGUCCAGUGGGUUGUGCGAACUCUUGCUUCAGUUCCCUCUGCGUCCAAAUUCGAGAAGGCCGAAACAGCAGCCAAGAGUGCAUGGGCUGAGGCAUUCAUAUACGCUAUCACAGCCCCAGGCCUCCAUAACAAGUUCAGAGAUGAAUCUGCUCGUUCGCUCUCCGGUGUACACCAAAAGGAUAUUGGAAGUAUGGGUCGAGUCGUUGUGGAUGCUCUCUGGGCUUGGAUCCUUUCCUUCAGGAGUGGAGAGAAAGAGUCUGCUGCAGUGUCUGCUGGUCCUCAGAGUGAAAAGUUCCUCCAUCUGAUUGCCAAGGCAAUCUGUCCUCCGGCUUCCAAUGAGGAGGCAUCGACCCAGACUGGGGCUGACCUGAAGACCCAACUUAUUGAAAUGCUAGUCCUUGCUCGACCGGAGUUGAUCCCAAAUGUUUCUUGGAUCGAUCUUUGUCUGAGAACUGGUACCGACCCUGGCAAUCUUGUCCGUGAAUUUCCAGAAAACUGUAUGAAGCAGUUGAUCCGGGUGCAAGAGGAUCCCGUUCAGUCUAAGGUUCCCCAAGUGGACGCCGCCAUGUGGAGUGCAGCAGGAGAUCUAGCAUUUGUGGCUCCGGAUGACAUGGUCCGUCAACUUGUCAAUCAGAUCAAGGACGAUUUGGAUGUUUCGCGCUCAUCCAAAUUUACCCCCGCAGAUGCGGCGAUUGCUAGAACUCCCGAAGGAACAAUGUUCGUUGAUGUGCUAAAUAAGUCAAAACAGCCUGCCUUCGAUAAGAACACCAAAGAUUACGACAUCCUCAAGUGGGAAGAGGAAAUGCGGACUCAGUUGGCCCUGAAAAAGGGCGAGAAACCGAAGAAACUCACCGCGGACGAACAAGCUAAAGUUAAAGCUCAGCUUGCAAAGGAAGCCAAGAUUCGCGAAGAGGUUCUACACGAAGCGAGAAGAAUUGAACGAGGCUGUGGCAUUAUUCAGGGUCUUGCCGCCGGUCCUGCUGUCGAUGCCGAUGGCUGGAUUAACACCGCUGUUACCUCGUUGCUGGGAUUGGCAAAAGCGGGAGCAGGAUUAUUCACCGGCGAUGUCAUUUCGAAAGCGUAUCUCAAAUGCUCGGAGAAGUUGACAUCACGUCUUGGUCCCCUGCGGCCUUUCGUGGGUGUUGCCACACUCCGGGCAACCGGCAAGACCUCGCUUCCUCUCGAGAUGGAGGCAGAGCCCCUUGGAAAGCUUGUGACAAGAAUUCUGUAUCGUCUGCGCUUCGCAUCUGAACAACGCCCUCUCGAUAAUGCAUCGCUGGCUUACGUUCUUCCCUUGAUUUUCAUGGUUCUCACGCGCAACGGUAUUGAGGAAGACAAGGGCCACGAAGAGGGUGAGCAGGUUUUGCUAGCCAUCGAGUUCCUGUCCUUCCACUCAAGUUCGUUCACGGAUGACCGUCUUCCUCGAGUCGAGGUUCUGAACCAAUUGAUUACCGCGAUGCAAAGAUAUACACAGCACUACAAACUUAUCAAGGACACUCUCUUUGACUUCUGCAGGGGUAUCUCGCCAAAUAUUCUCAAAGAAGAGCUGGGCAUUCUUCUCAAAGGCACGAUCGUUCCCGACACAUCCGUGCGGCUGUCGGUUCUGCAGGCUAUCGAAGCCGAAAUUGACCUGACUGACCUUGAUUUCUCUGAGCACAUUUGGCUCGAAUGUCACGAUCAGGCCGAGGAGAAUGCCGAGGUCGCUGAGAACAUCUGGGAAGAGAAUGCAUUGGAAAUUGACGAUUCUGCCUACGGCAAACUCAUCCCAUACCUUGACUCGCAGGACUCACAGCUCCGCGGAGCCGCCGCUCGUGCGCUGGCCCAUGCAAUCGAGUCCAACCCGUCCGUAUUUGAGGAUAUUGUCUCUCAACUUCAGUCAAAGUACGAAAUUGAGAUUCGGCCCAAGGAACCCGAAAAAGACAUGUAUGGAAUGCCAAAGAAAAUGGAUAUGAUCGACCAUUGGGAAUCCCGAAGCGGUAUUGCACUUGCUUUCGGGGCCAUGCAGAACUCCUUUGAGGGCGAGCAGAUAGUCUCGUUCCUCCGAUUCCUGAUUGAAAGAGGUCCACUCAUUGAUCGAAAUGCUGUAGUGAGGUCUCAAAUGGCCGAUGGCGGUAGGUCUGUCAUCGCUGCACGUGGUCAGCAGAAGGUGGAAGAAUUGAUGAGACUUCUGGAGACAACCUUGGAAACUUCAGACAAGGGAAGUGAGACGUCGGAUCUUCUUAACGAAGCCGUGGUUGUUUUGUAUGGAUCUCUUGCCCGUCACCUUAAAGCAGACGAUCCGCGCUUGCAAACAGUUAUCAAGAGGCUUCUUGCUACCCUUCCAACGCCUUCCGAAACGGUGCAAUCCGCUGUCUCUGAAUGUCUUCCGCCAUUAGUUCGACUUGCCGGCCCGCAAAGCGGGCAGUAUGUCCAAGAAAUGUUGGAUCAGCUUCUACAAUCGAAGAAGUAUGCCACUCAACGCGGAGCCGCUUAUGGACUGGCCGGGAUUGUCAAGGGCCGAGGUAUUACUACAUUACGCGAGUUCCAAGUCAUGUCCCACCUGAGAGCAGCCACCGAAAAUAAGAAGGAGCCACAUCAAAGACAAGGAGCUUUAUUAGCUUAUGAGCUUUUUGCAACCAUUCUUGGGCGCACCUUUGAGCCAUAUGUCAUCCAAGUGGUCCCGCAGCUUCUAGGCAGCUUCGGAGAUCCAAAUGCUGAUGUUCGUGAUGCUUGUCUGGAUACCGCAAAGGCUUGCUUCUCAAAUCUCAGCUCGUUUGGAGUCAAGAAGAUUCUUCCAACACUUCUUGAUGGCCUGGAUGACACUCAGUGGCGUAGUCAAAAGGGUGCCUGUGACCUUCUCGGAGCUAUGGCCUACCUUGACCCACAGCAGCUGGCGGCCAGCCUCCCCGACAUUAUUCCUCCGCUUACUGUCGUCCUUAAUGUUACUCACAAAGAGGUACGCAACGCUGCAAAUCGCAGUCUCCAGCGAUUCGGUGAAGUUAUUAGCAACCCUGAAGUCAAGUCCUUGGUUAGCGUGCUUCUGAAGGCCCUGAGCGACCCUACGAAGUUCACGGAUGAGGCGCUUGAUUCUCUUAUUAAGGUGUCUUUCGUCCACUAUCUUGAUGCACCGUCUCUCGCACUGGUCGUUCGUAUUCUCGAGCGUGGUCUUGGUGAUAGAUCGGCGACGAAGCGCAAGUCCGCCCAAAUUAUCGGCAGCUUAGCUCACCUUACCGAGCGAAAAGAUCUUAUUUCGCACCUGCCCAUUAUCGUUUCUGGUUUACAAUUGGCGAUUGUCGAUCCAGUUCCUACCACUCGUGCUACUGCAUCCAAAGCCCUUGGUUCGCUCAUUGAGAAGCUCGGAGAGGAUGCUCUGCCUGAUCUCAUACCCAACCUCAUGUCAACGCUUAAAUCAGACACCGGGGCUGGCGACAGAUUGGGUUCUGCUCAAGCUCUUUCGGAGGUUCUGGCGGGUCUGGGCACAACCAGACUCGAGGAGACUCUGCCAACUAUUUUGCAGAACGUGAGCAGUUCAAAGCCCGCUGUUCGGGAAGGCUUCAUGACGCUCUUUAUCUUCUUACCUGCUUGUUUUGGAAACAGCUUCGCGUCCUAUCUCAGCAAAAUCAUCCCCCCUAUCCUUUCUGGUUUGGCUGAUGACGUUGAGUCCAUUCGUGAGACUUCUCUCCGAGCUGGUCGUUUGCUGGUUAAGAACUUCUCUUCGAAGGCUAUCGAUCUGCUGCUUCCCGAGCUUGAACGCGGUCUUGCGGAUGACAGCUACCGCAUCAGAUUGAGUUCCGUUGAGCUGGUCGGUGAUCUUCUCUUCAGCCUUACUGGCAUCACGGCGAAGGUCGACGCCGAGGAAGAGCCCGAAGAAGCCAUCCAAGCCGGUCAGUCGCUGCUCGAAGUCCUCGGAGAAGAAAGAAGAAACAAGGUUCUGUCAUCCCUGUUCAUCUGCCGUUGCGAUACUUCUGGCCUUGUCAAGAGUGCGGCAAUGGGUGUCUGGAAAUCUCUUGUCGCCUCUCCAAAGACACUCAAGGAGAUGGUUCCUGCCUUGUCUCAGCUCAUCAUUCGACGCCUUGGCUCUUCCAAUAUGGAGCAAAAGGUUAUUGCUAGCAAUGCUCUUGGAGAUCUUAUCAAGAAGGCUGGAGAAUCUGUCCUUGCCACUUUGUUGCCUUCCCUUGAAGAGGGUCUACAAACUUCGCCAGAUGUGGACGUUAAGCAAGGUAUUUGUAUUGCGCUCAAGGAAAUCAUCAACUCCUCCUCCCCUGAAGCCCUUGAAGAUUUUGAAAAGGUUCUCAUCUCAACCGUUCGGGUGGCGCUGGUUGAUCAUGACGAAGAUGUUCGCGAAGCGGCUGCGGAGGCCUUCGAUGCCCUACAACAGAUCCUGGGCAAGAAGGUAGUGGACCAGGUUCUGCCCCAUCUCUUGCUCUUAUUGAGAAACGACGAAGAUGCCGAGCAGGCGUUGUCGGCGUUGUUGACUCUGCUCACCGAGCAGACCCGCGCCAACAUCAUCCUACCCAACCUUAUCCCUACUCUUCUCACAUCCCCUGUCUCGACAUUCAAUGCUAGAGCUCUUGCUUCCCUGGCUGAGGUUGCUGGCUCUGCAAUGUCACGUAGACUACCUACCAUUUUGAACACGCUUAUGGACAACAUUAUCUCAUGCACAGAUGAUGAACAGCAAGAAGAAUUGAGUAGCGCAUUUGACACCAUCUUGGUGUCUGUGGAUGAAUUUGACGGACUCAACGUGAUGAUGAGCGUGAUGAUGACCCUUAUUAAACAUGAUGAUCAUCAUCGCCGCGCACGCGCAGCUAUCCACCUGAAGAAGUUCUUUUCGGAAGCAGAAAUCGAUUUCUCCAGGUACCAUCAAGAUCUUAUUCGCGUCCUGCUCAUUUCUUUCGAUGACAGCGACAAGGAUGUUGUCAAGGCCGCAUGGGGAGCCCUUGCCGAGCUUACAUCUCACUUGCGCAAGGAGGAGAUGGAGGUUCUCUCCGUAUCCACGCGCCAGAUCCUCAGGGGCGUUGGAGUGCCCGGAGCGGACCUUCCUGGCUUUGGUUUGCCAAAGGGUAUCACAGCUGUCCUGCCCAUUUUCCUCCAGGGCUUGCUCAAUGGCAGUGUCGAACAACGUACCCAAUCUGCCCUGGCAAUUGCCGAUGUUAUCGAUCGUACAGCCGCGGAUUCAUUGAAGCCAUUUGUCACUCAAAUUACGGGUCCGCUUAUCCGUGUUGUUUCCGAGCGCUCAGUGGAUAUCAAGUGUGCUAUCUUCUUCACGUUAAAUAAACUCCUGCAGAAGAUUCCUCUGGCUGUUAAGCCAUUCUUGCCCCAGCUUCAAAGGACAUUUGCUCGUGGUCUAGCCGAUCAGACUAGUGAGACUUUGCGCAACAGAGCGGCCAAGGGUCUUGGAAUCCUAAUCACGUUAACACCCAGGGUCGAUCCUCUUAUUGCCGAACUCAUUACGGGAACAAAGACAGCCGAUGUUGGCGUGCGAAAUGCAAUGAUGAAAGCUCUCCAGGAAGUAGUGGGCAAGGCUGGUUCAAACAUGAGCGAGGCUUCGAAGAACUCAAUUCUCUCGCUGAUCGAUGAUGACGCGAGCGACCAAACUGAUACCGUUGCAAUCACAAAUGCCAAGUUGCUCGGAGCACUUGUAAAGGUUCUUCCUCCGGCUACUGCAGGCCCGCUUAUCAAGGGACGCGUUCUCUCUGCAAAUUUCUCUCACGCGUCAAUACUGGGACUCAAUGCUUUGCUUGUUGAAUCUCCCUCGUCCCUGACAGAGCAAUAUGCUACAGAGACUCAAAACUUGAUAUGCCAGGGGGUCACCCACAAGGAUCCCUUCAUUUCAGAAAACAGCGUCAUCGCCGCUGGAAAGUACCUGUUGCUUGAGGAACAACAUAGCUUCGAAACCAACAAAGCUAUCUUUGAGGCCUUGGCACCUUGCAUUCAGCCAGGCACACCUUCCGACACCCGCCGGUUGACGUUGGUUGUGAUACGUACAGUGAGUCGACUUCGCCCAGAGUUAACCCGGCCCCAUCUCGCCCUUCUCGCGCCACCCAUCUUUGCCAGCGUUCGCGACCCGGUUAUCCCUGUCAAGCUGGCAGCAGAAGCUGCCUUCCUGUCCAUCUUCUCGGUGGUGGACUCGGAAAGUGCAGUCUUUGACAAGUAUAUGGCUGGGCCGGGUGCUGAACUGGCUCCUGGACCUAAACGGAGUAUGUCGGAUUACUUCAAGCGUGUUGCGCUUCGCCUUGCCAAUCAGGCCCGAGAGCGAAAGGAGGCUGAAGGUGGACAGGGCGGACUGGGUCUUUCCAAUGACGAAGUGGAGGAUGAAAGGGAAGUGUGGAGCGUUGGAAAGGUCGAGCUUGAGGAGGGGUCAUUUGGCGAAGAGUGA
Aspergillus ochraceoroseus IBT 24754 is the source of this 8025-nucleotide messenger RNA. Its product is annotated as putative translational activator. The record is from RefSeq and is a predicted model, not a curated record. NCBI's taxonomy places the organism in Eukaryota, Fungi, Ascomycota, Eurotiomycetes, Eurotiales, Aspergillaceae. Bases 1 to 8025 code for a protein of 2674 amino acids. Gene Ontology annotation, cellular component: cytosol. The transcript is spliced from 10 exons. Gene Ontology annotation, biological process: regulation of translation; cellular response to amino acid starvation. Gene Ontology annotation, molecular function: protein kinase regulator activity.